AUGAUCCUUAAAGAGACCACCCGGCUGGAGCUGCCAGCGGCGGCCGACAUGCACGUCCACCUUCGCCAAGGCAAGAUGAUGGAAUUGGUUGUGCCGGAGAUUCGUAAAGGAGGCGUCGAUACCGUUUUUGUUAUGCCCAACCUGGUCCCUCCCGUUACCAGCGUUGCACAGGCGCUGGAGUACAAGGCCCAGUUGCAGGCCAUUGAGCCGAAUCCUUUGCUGACUGGCCCUUACCAAUCUGUUACCCCCGAGACCAUCAGAGAAGCCGCCGCGGCUGGUAUCACCGGUGUCAAGGUGUAUCCCCAGGGCGUCACCACCAACUCCGCGGCCGGCGUACGCGACUACGACGAGUUCUUCCCCGUCUUCGCGGAGAUGGAAAAGCACGACAUGGUCCUCAACCUGCACGGUGAGGUCCCCGGCUCGCCCGGCUCGGACAUCAACGACAUGAACGCUGAAGAAAAGUUCCUCCCCACCCUCAAGAUGCUCAAUGAGAAGUUCCCCAAGCUGCGCAUCAUCCUCGAGCACUGCAGUACCGAGGCGGCCCUGGAGGCUGUCCGCUCCUGCUCUUCUUCUGUUGCGGCGACCAUCACCGCCCACCACCUGUAUCUCACCCACCACAGCUGCUCGAACCCGCUGGCCUUCUGCAAGCCCCUCCCCAAGACCUCCAAGGACCGCGAUGCGCUCCUCCGCGCGGUCUGCAGCGGCGACCCCAAGUUCUUCUUUGGAAGCGACAGCGCCCCCCACCCGCGUCUCGCCAAGCAAGGUGGCGCCGAGGGAACGGCCAAACCGCCUGCGGGAGUUUUUACGCAACCGUGCGUUGUGCAGUAUGUGCUUCUGGCGCUGGAGGAGGGCGUCGAGCGGGGCGUCAUCGCCAACGAUGAUAUCACCCAGGAGAAGCUGGCGAAUUUCCUCAGUGUGUAUGGACGCCGGUUUUACAAGUUGCCCGAGGCGAAGGAUCAGAUUGUCUUGGAGCGGAAGGGGGAAGUCAUUCCUGACAGUGUGAAGAGUGAGGAUGGGAGCGUGGAGGUGGCGUUGUCCCGGGGGGGAGAUGAGGUGUUUAGUCUGACGUGGAAGAGCUCGUAG
Aspergillus pseudoviridinutans is the source of this 1083-nucleotide messenger RNA. RefSeq names its product dihydroorotase. The transcript is spliced from 6 exons. The record is from RefSeq and is a predicted model, not a curated record. NCBI's taxonomy places the organism in Eukaryota, Fungi, Ascomycota, Eurotiomycetes, Eurotiales, Aspergillaceae. The coding region runs from base 1 to 1083 and encodes 360 amino acids. Gene Ontology annotation, biological process: pyrimidine nucleotide biosynthetic process; 'de novo' pyrimidine nucleobase biosynthetic process. Gene Ontology annotation, molecular function: dihydroorotase activity. Gene Ontology annotation, cellular component: cytoplasm.